UUCUCUUAAUCCGAGAGCAUCCAUUUUUUAUGUACGCAGGCAGCUCGGUGACGGAGCGCAGACACACGAAACCUGCUCAUUUUUAUUAAAAUAAAAAUAAAAUAAAAAACAGUGCGGGGGAAAAAUAACCCUGCGUGCGUGCGUGUGCGCGUGUUUGCGAGAAGAAGCGCGCGCGUCCUUAUAAUAAAUAACCUGAGAGAAGGCGAGAGAGGGGAACAUACGUCGUCGUGUCGUUUACACCACCUUUCUGUCGGAUUUGUGUGUGCACGCGCCAACAAUAAAAAGAAAUGUCUGCUCCAGGCCCUGCCGGCGCCCCCGCCCCUGAGGGAGGGAAUCAGCCUCCUCCCAACCUGACCAGCAACCGCCGCUUACAGCAGACGCAGGCUCAGGUGGACGAGGUGGUGGACAUCAUGCGUGUGAACGUGGAUAAAGUCCUGGAGCGGGACCAGAAGCUCUCAGAGCUGGAUGACCGAGCCGACGCGCUGCAGGCCGGAGCAUCUCAGUUCGAGACCAGUGCCGCCAAACUCAAGAAUAAAUACUGGUGGAAGAACGCCAAGAUGAUGAUAAUCCUGGGGGUGAUAUGUGUGAUCGUGCUCAUCGUCAUCAUCGUGUACUUCAGCACCUAAAGGGCGAGUUUCCUACCCCACCCUGCGCCCGAUUUACAACUAUUCAAUCAAUACCCAACAAACGAGUGUAAAUCUCUGCCCUCGAUGACCCCCUGUACGGACCCCGGUUUCUGUGUCCCCACGUCCGGCCUCUGAGCGUGCGCCUGUGUGUGUGCGCGUGUGUGUGUCCUCUGUAAAUACCUCCCGCUUUUCUGAGAUCUCUGAAAGCAGACGGUAAUCCCAGUAAAUCUCUCAGUGUGUGUACGACUCGUCCUUAUUUGUAGAGUUUUAUUUGUAGAGUUCGUAUGUGGGUGUGCGUUUGUAUUAUUUAAAAAACAAAAAAUGUUUUCUUUUUUGUAUGACUUCUUUGGCUUGAAAAAACUGCCUAUGAAUCUCUGUGUAUAUAACGCACGAUGUGUGUCACUUAUUCUAUGCUUGUAGUUUACUUCUUUAACCGAGAUACUCUUCCAAAACCCGAUGUCUCUCUCUCUCUCUCUCUCUCUCUCUCUCUCUCUCUCUCUCUCUCUCUCUCUCUCUCUUUCUCUCUCUCACUGUCAGUGCAUCUGUAUUUCUUUUUUUUCAACAAUAGACUUUUGUAAACUGCCACAGAAAUGAUUUGGACCAAUGGUGAUAGAUUUAUAUUUUUAUUAAGUCUGUAGUGUCUUAUCUCUUAAACAUUCCUUUAUUGCAGGGUAGAACGAUGCUGUCUACACAACUGAAAUGCAUACAGGAAUAUUUUACAAACAGUCUGUAAUUGGUGAAAACAGCGGACGCACGUGGCCGAUAAGAUUAAAGGGGAAUCAGCAUGCACAAGAACCUCGUUUUUGAUGGCGCUUUUAAACAGAAAAUAGUAAUAAUAAUAAUUUGAAAGUACAGCCGAGCUGCCAGCAAAAUUGAAAGCACACUGCUCGCAUUAUUUCUAAAUGGCAUGCUUUUUUGUUGUUGUUUCUUUCUUGAAAUUUUAUUAUUUAGAUUUUAUGUUUAUAUGUAGAAAUAGAGUAUAUUUGUCAUUUUUUUGCAUGUGGAAAAGGGACCAGAUUAUCACCUGGAGAUUGUGUGUGUGUGUUUGUUGAUUUUAGCUGUCUAGUUUAUACACUGCCAAGCACCUGGGGGUUUUUUGUGUGUUUUUUCCGUCCCUUUAUGUCCACACUGCUCGCACCGGUUUGCUUUUAUGCAUACAGUGAUAUAACAUAAUGCCACCUACAUGCAUACACAAACACACACACACACAAACACACACACACACACACACACACACACACAAAAACACAAAUACAGGACUCCAGUCACGUAGGACCGAUCUGUCAGCAUGAAAUGAGCCAGUGAUGAUGUGUGGAGCCACACAAGAUUAUUUUUACCACACACACACACACACACACACACACACACACACGCUCACCCUCCAUUCUGUUCAUAUCUCCCCUCCCCCAUGGCCAUAUGUACAGUCCGUCAUUGGAUUAAACCAGAAGGACUAACUAGGCAUGCUAGUGUAGCUUAAAGAAAUAAGACUGUGUGUGUGUGUGUGUGUGUGUGUGUGUGUGUGUGGGAGCUGAGGAGGUGCCGUCUUUGACAUUCUUAAUCGUUAUUUCUUUAGAUAUAUAAGGAAGAGUGGCAUAAAAAACCUUGUUCCAAUAAUUUUGCCUGUUAUUUGCAUAGUCAUGGAACAUCCAGACCUCCAGAAACUAUGCUAUUCAAUUAUGCUAGCUAGCUAACCUCUAGCUUCCACGUUAGCUAAUUUCUUUGCUACCUAAUGGCACUCAGACUGCAUAAAAAUCGGGAAUGGUGGAGAAAAUAAUUCUUGUGAUUUCAUUCUUCCCAUCAGCCAUCUAGUCAUACUCUAAAAAAAUGUAAAGGUCAGUGCUUGCUAACUAACUAAAUGACUAACUAGCUUGAUGUGAAAUGUAUAGCUAUUCAUAGCUGUACUUCAUUUUAGUGAAACACAACAGCACUCAGGCGGCAUAAAAUCCAAAAACAGCCAGUUAAAUUGUUCUUGUUCUUGCUGUAUGUUCAACCAGCAGUCGAUCAAAGUUUCGGAAGAAACCAUGCUGAAACUAUGCUAACUAGCUUGUUAGCUUACUAUCAAUCCUAUAGCUUGUGGAGGUCUGCUGUCUUUUCCACUUUAUGUUUUUUUAAUCAACAUUACUAAUUCCAUCUUGUAUGGAUGAUUGUAUGGAGAAUUUUAUUUUUUAAAAACAAACACUCACUCGUUAAACCCAGAACAGAAACCAACCAAAGACCUCGUUGUCUUGCUAACGCUGCCAAACUGCCAUCAAAAACAGGUUCAGGGACAAAGCAUUUUCCUUUCACCCCUCACGAUGCUCACUCAGACUCAUCUCGGGCUACAAGCCCCAAUCAGCUGAUCUCGGACUUUAUUUUACUCGUUCAGGAUUAGCAGUGGACCUAAUUCAAGAAUAAUACGCGAUGAUGAUGAUGGUGAUGGUGACGAAGGUGUCCGCUAUUCUUAGCCACUCAACAUCGAUAGCACAACUCCGUUAUUUCUCCUUUCUCCCCCUGUGAUGCUGAUUUAUUUGUAGCUGUUAAGAAAAAAAAAGAAAAGAAAGAAAUGACUAUAUUGUGUUCAGUGUUGUGCUGUGGGGUGAAUCUGGUGGACGUGGGGGCCCAUUUCUUCAGGUACAUGCCAAAUUGACAUAUUUAAAUUAGGCCGAUUUGUUUAGCAUCGGGGUAGGACUCGUACACCACGGACAAAUCACGAAAAGGAUUUGAAGCGGAAUUAAUUAAAAAAAACAAAAAAACAGAUGUAUGUGAGAUUGAAAUGAUUUCUGUUCCCUUUGUGAAUGUGUGUGUAUGAAGCUGUACCCCUGUCUAUUUAUUUUAGGUUUAACAGUGAGUGAGUGAGUGUGUGUGUGUGGGUGGGUGUGGGUGGGUGUAGGGGUAACAGGCACGGGUAACUUCACCGCUCCCAGUCUGGUUAAGUUUGUGCAUCUUCUUGUGCGUCAUCGAGGGAAAUUGUAAAAAAAAAAAUAAUAAUAAA
Messenger RNA from Ictalurus punctatus (channel catfish), 3597 nucleotides. It is a transcript of the gene vamp2, whose product is annotated as vesicle-associated membrane protein 2. The record is from RefSeq and is a predicted model, not a curated record. Gene Ontology annotation, biological process: SNARE complex assembly; vesicle fusion; vesicle-mediated transport. NCBI's taxonomy places the organism in Eukaryota, Metazoa, Chordata, Actinopteri, Siluriformes, Ictaluridae. Gene Ontology annotation, molecular function: syntaxin-1 binding; SNAP receptor activity. Gene Ontology annotation, cellular component: SNARE complex; plasma membrane. The coding region runs from base 288 to 626 and encodes 112 amino acids. The transcript has 5 exons.